ACAUAACAACGCUAACAUGAUAAUUUCAACCACAAUGGCUGACAAUAAACUGCUACUUGAAGUGUAAAACAUGCCUGCUUUGCCCUAUCUACAGCGUCCUGAAUCUCAGUCAUCAGAGAAGAAGAAUUAUCGGCUGAGUUUGACUCAAGAUGAACCAAAACUUUGGCGAUGUAAAAGUUUCUCUAACGACGACGAGAAGACGAAACGAGGGGUGAUUGACAACAAUGCAAACAUUCAGGAUGUCAGAAGAAAUAAGUUUUUCCCAGACGAUCAGAAUGAUUCAAGUCCACUGUUAUUUGAUAGACAGCUUACUGGCAGUGCCAGACUGCCCCACACGGCAUGCCCAACACCAUCAUCAGUUUCAAGGCACAGAAUAUUACACAAUAAGAGCCAUAACAGGCGUGGUCUACCAAGAUGGGUGUCUGAACUUGGACGGUGGCUUCCACCAAAACAGAAAUUACAACUUUAUCAGAGCUUUUGGAAACAUCUUGACCUCAUUGACAAAAGCAAAGAAGACAUGUUGGAUCCUUUUCCACAUGUCGAACGUUGUGAACAUGCAAGAACUCUAUCCGUUCUACGACGGCAAAAGACAAGGAUGAGAUUCGAAAAGGAGAUGAGAGAAGACGAGCGGUUUGAAAGAUUGUUGGAGAGGUUCAAAAAGAUAACAGAAGCAUGGGAAGCGUUUCAGCAACAAACUGCAGGGUUAGGAGAUGAACACACGACACGCCUUCUGGCAUUCAGAAAAAAUAAAGAUCAAUAUGUCGACCCUCUCGAGGGAAUCAGGGAAAGACGAGAGGAACGCGAACGAAUGGAGAAAGAACACCAGCGUCUUCUAGAAGAGGCGCGACAACAGAGACUUGACGAGCAACGAGACAGCAUCCCGUCGAUAGUUGUAUCAGAUUAUGACGUAGAUUUAAUGCAACUAACGCAACACACGUCAUCAGAGUCAGAAAAUGAGCCUGAAGGGCAAAUGGAAGUGGAUGGAUAUGAAGAGGCAGCAGAAGACGCCAAAGAGGCAAAUUCGAAUGAACGUUUUGAAAUGGAAGAGAAGAGUAGUUCUCCAAUUCCUUUAGUUCUGGAAAAGAAGGACAAUGAGAAGAAAGAGGAUGAAAGACGGAGUUCAAAAUCAACAAAUCACUUAUCAGCGCCUUCUUUGUCUUCUCUCGAUGCCCAAGAUAAUGUAGCUGUCGAAGAGAGUCCGAUGUCAAUCGAUGAUACUGCCGAUCUAAUGACAGGAAUAGUUCCAGUCCCUCUCGGUCUAUCAACCGGCCUCAUACCAGACUCCUCAAUCAGGUCAUCCUCGUCAUUUGACCGAUAUCACUCUGGGGCCCAAGCCCGCUUGAACAAUACCAAGAAAUCGAGAAAAGGCGGCGGAGCAUGGUGUGCCAAGAAUAAUAGCGACAAGCAGUAUCUUGAAGUGGAUCUUGGGGGUGUGGCAACCUUGAUGCAAGUUGCUACACAGGGUUACCCCAGUGAAGAUGAAAAAGUCGCCAAGAAGGAUCUUAGAUGGGUCCAGUCGUACACAAUGACAUACAGUAAUGACGGCAAGAAAUGGAGUAGUUACCGGGAAGACGGUGCUGUAAAGGUAUUUGAAGGUAACAGUGAUAACAAUACUGUGGUUCUAAACAGCUUGUCAAACCCUGUUGAUGCUCGUUACGUUCGAUUCUGCCCCAAAACAUGGCGUAAUGGGAUCGCUAUGAGAGUAGAAGUGUAUGGAAGCUUUUCAGACGACUGUGUAUCGCCCGGAGAAGCUGUUACCCCCAAUCCUUCCCUACCAGAGAAUAGACCGACUCCAGAACGCGUCCCUUCCCCCGAACCUUCCCCACCUCCAAAAAGUCCCUCGCCUCAAAUCCCCUCUCCAUCUCCAGUGCUGCCGUCACCAGUUACCAAAACCCCCUCGCCAAUAUUUGAAGUGGACGAAGACGUUUCCGAGGUUGAACAACUCAAGUGCAGUCCUGACAGAAUGACCCCCCUGGAGGGGUGGGAAGAGGAAACCAUUGGAUCAAUAGCUGAAUUACCCUCGGAAGAGGAAGUUGAAGAUGCUGAAGUUAGGUUAUGUUCGCCUUUUUUAAAUGUACAAGGAUCAAGGAAAACGCCAAAGGUGAAACACAAAACCAAGAAGCCAAAAGCCGAGAAAAAAGAAAAGAAGAAGAAGAAACCCCCAAAGAAAAAGAAAGUUAAAUUACCAGAAAUAACAAGUUUAAUGGACGCUCUACCGGAAGUGGAAGAAGAACCGGAACCUGAACCAGAAGAACAGGAGGAAGAACCAGAACCGGAAGAACCUUACCGUAUCCCCACACCACCCCUGCCAGAAAUUCAAAAACAACCAAUUGACGUUAGACCACCAUCGAUGAAGAAGAGAUUCCAAAUGUUCUUGCCACAGGCGAUUUCUCCCAGCGAGGAAGAGAAAAAGAAGCUUGCACGAGCGCGCGCAGACAACAGCAUACGAGAAGAAAUGCUGCGCCAACAGCUGGCUGAGGAAAGAAAGAAGAAGCUCUUGAGCUUAACGGGAAAGAACAAAGCAUUAAUCCAUUCUUCUUCUUCGACUGAUAUGAAAACGUUUGGUAUUGACGAUGACUCAUUCAUAUUCAAGUACUGCAUCAUCAAUGAGAGUCAGUUAGGCUACUAUCAAAGAAUCUUUGAAAGUUUUGAUGAGGAUAAAGAUGAAUUUCUUUUCCCUGAAGAGAUUCUGGAAGCUUUAGAAUGUGUCAAUAAAAACUUACUGAAUGAUUCACACUUGAAAUAUAUCUACAGGGCUCUUGAGUUGUGUGACUGUAGCCUUGACAGUGGAGCAGACUUCAAGUUUUUUUCUGUCGUUGCUGCAUUUUCUCAAAAGAUUGCUGCUCUAGAUGAUUAUGCGAAGAUUAUGAUCUCUAAGCUGGAUUUUAGAGAACUAGAUUACAAACUUCAACGUGCAAAGUCCUUGUACAAAUGUUAUGCUGAUGAGAAAACUGGACAAAUGUCAAUGGAACUUCUGACUUUAGAGCUGACUGUAGGGGGCCUGGACCCUAAAACUAAGAGCCACCUCCUCAGGAGCCUGGGUCCAACUACCACGUACCUUGAUUUCUUAGACUUCUUGACAUACAUACCAUUAUUCAUUCAUAUCCAUCAACAUGUGCUCGCACAACCACUUCACAGUCCCGUGACAAUCCCUGUCCAUUAAUGAUUGCAAUGGAAUAAAAUAUGAGAGAGUUAGGUGUUAUAUACUAAAGGGGCAUGGACAGAGGGUCCUUGCAUACCUGUGACCCCCUCAACCGACAGGGUAUGCAAGAAGUAGGACUACAUUCAUGUGUUUUAGGCGAGACUAAGUAAUGAAUAGAUAAGAUUCGGCCAUAGCACUACACCCUCCGCCCCACCCAUAAGGAAAUUUGAAUUCAAUAAAACAUUUGCACAAAUGAAUGCAACAGAAAUAAAACAAAAGUAUUUUGGAAUAAAGAAAUAUUUUCUAAAGAUUUACUACUUGACCACCAAUACCAUAUUUUCUGUAUUUUAGGUCGUGCAGUUUUGUAAAAUAAUAUUGUGGGGGGAGGCCUUGUGGUCAAGGUAUUUUGUAAGCUUUUGUAUUGAGCUAUUUAUCACUGUAAAGUUUUUUUUUUUUUUAAUGCAGUAAUAAAAUAAGUUACCAUUGGUAAAAAAUACAGUCAAGACAUCAAUUUU
Actinia tenebrosa (Australian red waratah sea anemone) is the source of this 3657-nucleotide messenger RNA. RefSeq lists its product as uncharacterized. Gene Ontology annotation, molecular function: calcium ion binding. Lineage: Eukaryota; Metazoa; Cnidaria; Anthozoa; Actiniaria; Actiniidae. The record is from RefSeq and is a predicted model, not a curated record.